Messenger RNA from Bactrocera oleae (olive fruit fly), 2210 nucleotides. RefSeq names its product S-adenosylmethionine mitochondrial carrier protein homolog. Gene Ontology annotation, cellular component: mitochondrial inner membrane. Gene Ontology annotation, biological process: transmembrane transport. Lineage: Eukaryota; Metazoa; Arthropoda; Insecta; Diptera; Tephritidae. Gene Ontology annotation, molecular function: S-adenosyl-L-methionine transmembrane transporter activity. The record is from RefSeq and is a predicted model, not a curated record.
UGUUUCAUACAUAUCAAUUCAGCAGUUAUGUAGUGUACUGCCGGAACCGUAUACUAAAAUUUGCAACAAGCAUCGAACUAGCUGCUGGUCAUAGGCAACUAGCCUGUCGUCAUUAAUAGUAAAUAAUUAAUUUUGAAGAUAUUUAAAAUUUCGGAACUAUUAAUCAGUUUGAACACUGUUUUCAUGACAGCCGGAUUUAAGUAACCGAAACGUACGCGGAAUUUUAUCCUGAAAAACGACGAGCAGUACCGCGCCAUUGACAUUAUCAAGGAUGAAUAAUGACAAUCCAAUGAAAAAUGUUUUUAAUAUCGGUGAUUGACCAAUAUUUUCGACGAUUUUUAUGUGAGCGUGUCCGGACUUAAAGAACCCAGAAUUCACCGCGACAUACCAAAUAUAUGUCCUACAUGCAAGGAAUCAUCGCAAGACUAACCAUUUCUCUGCAUGUCCAAUAAAUCCUACUAUGGCCAGACCCCGUCGAAACAGCACGUUUCCUGAGCCGUUAGUCGACUUUGAUGACUACCACCUAGAACCUUACCAUCCAAGCGGGGAUUACAUUACCGCUGCAGUAAAAUAAUCUAAUAGAAUUUAAAGUUGUAUAGGUAUAUAAAGGGACUGUUUAGGCCAAAUUGGUUGGAAAUUGUUCGAGUAGUUCAUUACCAUUGUCAAAUUUUAAUAAUGACCAAUAUGCAUACCUAAUGUGUCAUCUUUACGGGGAAAUUUAAAUCUUUUAACGUUUUUCUAAAACAGUUAACAGUACCAAGUUUUCUUAAUAAAUCUCAAUUUUUACACCAAAUUAUCGUUUUCUGGCACCGUCGGACGGAUAACAUUAGUCCGGAAAUCAUAAUCUACUUGUUGCGAGAAUGUUAAACGUUGCCACCAAAAAUAAAUAUGCAUAUAUAUUUUAUACACAUUUUUAAGCUUAAAACACAUGUGCAACAUAUACACCCUGUACUGAUAUGCCAGCAGCUGAUAACCAUCUGAUAAAUGGAGGUGUUACAACAGCCGCAAGAGGCUGCAAACCGAACCGAAAUCCAACAGUUUUUUUGAAUACACAAUCUUCCAUUACCGUGGUAAGGAAUGCUAUAACUAAAAUAGCAUCUCAAAUAAAUCAUCUGAAACUUUUCGAAACGCAAGUAAAUUAUGGAAGUGAACGGGAGUAGUGCUGCGCCACAAAAUCACACACAAUACUCUUUUCUUCCCUCACUUGUGGCAGGUGGAGUUGCCGGUGUUGUUGUGGACAUUGCACUCUUCCCCAUCGAUACAAUAAAAACACGUUUGCAGAGCGAAUUGGGUUUCAUACGUGCCGGUGGUUUUCGUGGUAUUUAUAAAGGAUUAGCACCCGCUGCUGCUGGUAGCGCACCAACUGCAGCACUAUUCUUUUGCAGUUAUGACAGCUUCAAGCGAUAUUUAGGCCAAACUACUGGUGCAUUUAAUUCUCCAUAUAUACAUAUGGUGUCCGCUUCGUGUGCAGAAAUUCUAGCAUGUCUUAUUCGUGUACCCGUAGAAAUCGCCAAACAACGACGACAAACGAUUGGCAAUACACAAAGAACAACUGCUCUGCAAAUACUAUGGCGCGCCUACAAAGUGGAGGGCUUACGUCGUGGUCUGUAUCGCGGCUAUGGCACAACAGUGAUGCGUGAAAUACCAUUUAGUUUAAUACAAUUUCCGCUUUGGGAAUACUUUAAACUACAUUGGACCGACGUCACUGGUAUAGAAUCAACGCCUUUCACUGUCGCCUUGUGUGGUGCUGUUGCAGGAGGCAUUGCAGCUGGCUUAACUACACCACUUGAUGUAGCCAAAACGCGUAUCAUGCUUGCGGAGCAAAGUACUGCAACGAAAAAGUUAAAUGCCCGUACUGUGCUGACAACGGUUUAUAGAGAAAGAGGUUUUUCGGGAAUCUUUGCAGGUUUUACCCCACGUGUACUCUGGAUCACAUUAGGCGGUGCAUUCUUUUUUGGGUUCUACGAUCUCACUUUAAGGAUAUUAGGUGGUAAUGCUGCAUCGGAUAAAGUAAAUGUGUAGCAUUUAAAUUCAGCUAAAAUAUAUACUCGAAAAAUAUAUACAUACAUAUUAUAUUAUAUAAAGUCAAAGACAACAUUUGAUUAUUCCUAAGACAAUACAUGUAUAUUAUUAAAUAUUUAUUUUUAGUAACUUUGUAGUUUGCUGGUGAAUUAUUAAGACAAGAUAAUACAUCGACUAUUUUCAACAUU